This is a messenger RNA of Penicilliopsis zonata CBS 506.65, 1632 nucleotides long. RefSeq lists its product as hypothetical. Gene Ontology annotation, biological process: amino acid transmembrane transport. Gene Ontology annotation, molecular function: amino acid transmembrane transporter activity. The coding region runs from base 1 to 1632 and encodes 543 amino acids. The transcript has 14 exons. NCBI's taxonomy places the organism in Eukaryota, Fungi, Ascomycota, Eurotiomycetes, Eurotiales, Aspergillaceae. Gene Ontology annotation, cellular component: membrane. The record is from RefSeq and is a predicted model, not a curated record.
AUGGAUAUGAAGAGUACUAUGGAUGAGAAACACAUGAGUGUUGACCCAGUUGAUGAGGCGAUGAUGGAGGAGGGAGAGGUCAACGGCCUUAAACGGCAGUUAAAGCCCCGUCAUAUGCAAAUGAUUGCCAUUGGAGGAGUCAUUGGAACCGGUUUAUUCCUCGGAACUGCCUCUGAUCUCGCAGAUGGAGGCCCUGCUGGCCUCCUCAUCGCCUUCUGCCUGAUGGCAUCGUUGUUGUUCGCCGUCAUGACCGCCCUGGGAGAGAUGGUCUCCCAGUUUCCUCUCCCCGGCGGCCAGUUCGCCCUUGCAGGACGGUUCGUGGCCCCUGAGCUGGGCUUCGCCAUGGGCUGGCUGUACUGGUAUAACUACAUUAUUGUCCUGCCCGCCGAACUGUCCGCUGCCGCCGUCUUGAUCACCUACUGGACGCCCGCCGGACAGGCAGAUUCCACCUGCACCACUGGCAUCUGUAACAAUGCCUUGUGGGUGGCACUCAUGCUGGUGGUGGUGUGGGCUGUCAAUAUGGCCGGCACGCGCGUCUUUGGUGAAAUGGAAUUCUGGUUCUGCUCUAUCAAAGUGCUUACCAUUGUUGGAUUGAUCAUCACCGGCAUCAUCAUCUCGGCUGGGGGAGGCCCAGACCACCAGGCAAUUGGCUUCAAAUACUGGAAUGAAACAGGAGGCUUUGUGCAGUAUGAGGGUAUCGCUGGCGCCAAAGGACGCUUUCUAGGGUUUUUUGCUGUUCUCAUCAACGCUGCGUUUGCCUUUAUUGGCACGGAAAUCACAGCAAUUGCAGCUGCUGAAACAGCCAAUCCUGCCAAAAACGUUCCUCGUGCUAUCAAAAGCGUCUGGAUUCGACUGGUGCUAUUUCUAGUUUAUAUCUGCAGUGCCUUUUUGAUCGGCAUCCUCGUGUCUCCCUCCAAUCCACAGCUGGAUCUUUCUUCCACGGCAGCCCGAAGCCCUUUUGUCAUUGCUAUCGAGAACGCUGGAAUCUCUGUUCUCCCCUCCAUCAUCAAUGCCGCCCUUUUGACCUCCGCCUGGUCUGCCGGUUGUGCCGAUCUGUUUGUCUCCUCGCGCACGCUGUACGGCCUCGCAUCUCGGGGUGCGGCACCAGCCAUCUUCCUCAAAACACGCUCUGACGGCUUACCCUGGGUGUGUGUCGUGUUCUGCGCUGCCUUUUCCCUCCUCUCCUUCAUGGCGGCGAGCUCAGGCCAGGCCGGAACAGUGUUUGGUUACUUCUCCAAUAUGACCUCCAUCUGCGGGAUGAUCUCCUGGACAGGCAUUCUCUGGACGAGUAUCCGCUGGCACAAGGGAUUGAAGGUCCAUGGUAUCGACCGGGCUACACUGCCUUAUCGGGCGCCUCUUCAACCAUACCUGUCGUACUAUGGAAUGGUUGUGUGUAUCCUUGUGAUGAUCUUCGGCGGCUUCGGUGCAUUCAUCCACACCUUUGAUGUCUCCUCAUUCAUCACCACUUACUUCCCCAUCCCCUUCUUUGCCGUCCUCCUCUUCGGCUAUAAACUCUGGCACAAGUCAACCAUUGUACCCUAUACUGACCAGGACUUUGUGACGGGCUCCUCGGUGCAGUGGGCUGAUGUCACAUCAACAAGCAAGUGGAGAAAGAUAGUCGAGAAUAUUUAA